AAGAAAGGGCGCCUGCACUCAAUUUGAAAAGAACGAACUGCAUCAGGUAGCAACACUGAUCCGGAGUCGGUACCCUUAACUGAUCGGUCAUGAGUUUUGCUCCAAGUCCGUUCACCCCCAUGGGCAGCCGCAGCAUUCAGGAGCAGCGGAACCGCUGGGAGAGGAAGAGGAUUCGCACAGCCCGCGAGCUAGUCCAGACCGAACAAAGAUACUGUGAACAGCUGGAUCUGGUCAUCAUGUACUUUGUGGAGAUCUUGAAGGCCAAAGGAACCCUCAGGCAGGACAUUAGUGAAAGCAUCUUCAGUUCAAUUAAAUCCAUUCAUUUAAUAAACCAGACACUACUUGCCCAUCUAGAAGAGGAGAGGUUUGGUGUCGGGUUUGAGGAGUUCUGCACUCACCUCCAGAUGUACAAUACUUAUGUUGACAACAUGCUGACGGCUAAAAAAGUUCUUAUGGUUCAAGUAAAGAAGAACAAAGCCUUCAGACGGUUUAAGAAGCUCCAGGAGUCAAGGCCUGAGUUCCAUCAGCAGAAACUCGAGGACCUGCUUCCACUCCCCCUUCUGCGCAUCCAGCAGUACAAUCAUCUCUUGAGGGACUUGACAGGGAACACCAGUCCAGACAACCCGGAGUUUCAGCAGCUUUCAAAAGCAGUGAAGGCCAUCUCAGAGGUCACCCAGCGGAUCCAGGACAACGCUCGAAGCCAUGAGAACUACCUGCAACUGCGCAGAGUCCAGAAACAGCUGAAGGGCCGAAAGACCAGAAUCCUGGCUCCAGGAAGGUGGUAUAUUCGGGAAGGUUGGCUGAAGACGGUGCCCCCUAAAGGCACAGAGGCCAAGCCCAAGAUGUUCUUCUUAUUCUCGGACAUCCUGCUCCAGGCCAAGCCAUGCAGUCCCAUACACCCAGUCAAUGGGGACAAGUUUGCUAGCCAGCGAGUCUACCCGUUGAAAGAGUGCACAGUGGACAAAGUCUUUGGCCACACCAAGAGCCAGGGAGGACUUAUCAGUUUGACCUUCGCCAGGGCCAAACUGCUCCUGAUGUCUGAUGAUCAGGAGAAUAUCAAUGAUUGGUACCGUAGCCUCUGCAUGGCCAUAGGGCAGCUGAAGACAAAAAAUACAGCUGUGCACAGGAGAGAAGAUCUGCGCAGGAAGCCGAUCAGAUCAGAUCCAGAUAGUAAGAACAGUCCAGAACUCCAGCAAGCAUGUGGAAUUAAAAGGACCAUGAUGUUUGAUGAAGAGAUUAGGGAGAACAGUGAAGUUCACAGCAGCAGUUCCAUGCCUUCAGUGGGGGAGAACAGCCACAGCGCAACCAAGAGGUUAAAGCCUAACGAAGCUCCAUCUGCAAGACCACAGGAAUCAUCUGGAUCGAGCUGUUUGAUUUUGUGAGGACCUGGCCUGAAGACACAGGUGGAGAGGACGUCCCAAAUGUGAUUUGGGGUAGAAUGAAUGCAGUGCACAUUUACUCAUAGAAUUUGUAGAAUGCUUUUAUUCUCUAUGUACUUUUGCCCAAAUACCAAAGAAUAAGACACAAUGCAAGAUUUAUCAUAGUUGUUUUAAAGCACGUCACCUUUUUAAAGGUAAGAUAUUUGUCUAUGGUGUCUAAUUUGGGUGUAAUACUGUGUAUAAUGUGUCUGAUUUGAACUCAUUGCCUUAAGUUCAACUAAUUCAUAAUUAAAUACAAACACACAUGCACAUACAGAAAACACAAGAAAGACACACAAGCGAGUUGUACUAGAAUAUUUUUAAAGUCAACUACUUGGCCAGACUUAUAUUAUUGAUAGCGUGGAACAAAUACAUUUUAUGGUAAUAUAAUUUGUAUCAGGAUUUAAGGUUUUGGUGCAAUAUGACUUUCUGACUUGCAUAAGAAUUUUAACACUGGAUUUUAUACUAAAGGAAUUAUGAUGAUACUCUACAAUAUAUAAUGAAUGCUGAAGUGCUUACCACUCUUUUAUUAUAUGUAUUCUAUUUUUAAUUCUUGCUUGUGUUAUUCACCAUUUUCUGCCAGACCUAUUUAAUGUGUCGAAGGGGGUUUUAUUUUUACUGAAAUCUGUUACACUGGUCAAUAUUAUAUUGUUAUUGCAUUUGAAUUAAUAAAAGCCCAGUGAUUUGGUGUGAAGUUCUGCUAAAACCAUUUCUUUUGUAUGGCAACUUCAGUGUCGUGUCUGUCGAGGUGUUGACCACCUUAUCAUUUCCUUGAAGUUUAUAUAUUUUUAACUGAUAAUGCUUGUAAAAAAUAAAUAAAUAAAAAAGAUUUAAUGCAUUGAGCAGACUAACCUGAAAAUAAGUAGCCAUCACUGUUUUGUCUUUUAUGAGCUGUUGUUAGGUGAUUCAGAAGAGCAACAGGAGUUUUCACCAUAUACAUAUAUAUUAGCAUGUAGUGCAUUUUUACAU
Molecule: messenger RNA, 2387 nt
Organism: Xyrauchen texanus (razorback sucker)
Lineage: Eukaryota; Metazoa; Chordata; Actinopteri; Cypriniformes; Catostomidae
Product: rho guanine nucleotide exchange factor 39-like
Exons: 12
Coding region: 90-1382 (430 amino acids)
Biological process (GO): positive regulation of cell migration
Cellular component (GO): plasma membrane
Molecular function (GO): guanyl-nucleotide exchange factor activity
Source: RefSeq, a predicted model, not a curated record